CCAGGGCAGAGCGGCCCCGCCUCCAGUAGGCAGCAGAACUGGGCUUCUGGCGUCGGCCAAGAUACCUCUGAGCAGUUCCGCCUCGGGCUGCGGUCUGCGCAGCCGCGGAAAGCUGCGCCCAGUUUUUCAGCCCAUUGCCACGACAGCGGCGGCAUGGCGGGCGCAGAGCUGAGGGCGGCGCUCGAGCAGCGGCUCGGUGCUCUGGCCAUCCAAACCGAGGUCGUGGAGCACCCCGAGGUGUUUACAGUUGAAGAAAUGAUGCCUCAUAUCCAGCAUUUGAAAGGAGCACAUAGUAAGAACUUAUUUCUUAAAGACAAAAAGAAAAAGAGUUAUUGGCUGGUGACAGUUCUUCAUGAUAGACAAAUUAAUUUAAAUGAGCUUGCCAAGCAGUUAGGUGUUGGGAGUGGAAAUCUGCGGUUUGCUGAUGAAACAGCCAUGCUAGAAAAACUCAAAGUUGGUCAAGGCUGUGCUACACCCUUGGCACUUUUCUGUGAUGCUGGAGAUGUGAAGUUUGUUCUGGAUUCUGCUUUUCUGGAAGGUGUACAUGAAAAGGUGUACUUUCAUCCAAUGACCAAUGCUGCAACCAUGGGAUUGAGCCCUGAAGACUUUCUCACAUUUGUGAAGAACACAGGACAUGAUCCCAUAAUACUAAAUUUUGAUAAAAACAACUAAUUGGGUCAAUGUUUAGAAUAAAUUUCUUUCUAAAAGCUGUUUUUCUUAUUUGUAAUUUAUAAAAAGCAUUGUAAGUGUAAGAAUAUUUGGUAUCC
Saimiri boliviensis boliviensis (Bolivian squirrel monkey) is the source of this 767-nucleotide messenger RNA. Its product is annotated as prolyl-tRNA synthetase associated domain-containing protein 1. The record is from RefSeq and is a predicted model, not a curated record. Gene Ontology annotation, molecular function: aminoacyl-tRNA deacylase activity. NCBI's taxonomy places the organism in Eukaryota, Metazoa, Chordata, Mammalia, Primates, Cebidae.